This is a messenger RNA of Macrosiphum euphorbiae (potato aphid), 780 nucleotides long. The record is from the annotation of a GenBank genome assembly. NCBI's taxonomy places the organism in Eukaryota, Metazoa, Arthropoda, Insecta, Hemiptera, Aphididae.
AUGUCCGAGAAGCAGCCUUGCACUUACCGGCAAACGCGGUUUCACCGGUUCCACGGUUACAACCUGAGCCUUCACGAACAGGACACGGUGGCGCACCGGGAGAUGAGCUUCGCCAACGCCAUAGUGUUCAGCGAACAGUCGCUGUCGCCGGGCGAGGUGUUCCUCAUCGAGAUCGAGAGCAGCGAGAAUGGCUGGUCCGGACACAUACGGCUGGGCCUGACUCAGCUCGACCCGGACGCGCUGCAGCGCAGCGGUCAUCUGUUACCACAGUGCGCUAUACCGGACAUGGUAUCCAACAAGACGAUGGGUGAAUCGUGGAUAUGCGCCCUAACCAAACACCAGGCUUGGUACGACGCCAACUAUCUGACCAACUACUUCCGGCUGGACGGUAAUCACGUAUUCACAUCCCGGGGUACAUUCCCAACCAGCAUUCUGAAGUCGUCGGGCCACGAAAAAAUGGACAUCUUGCCAACGGACGUGGGCAGUCGGGUCGGGGUGUUGUAUUUACCCUGUGGCCAGAACAUGGCUGUUAUGCAUUUCAUUAUCAACGGUGAGUUUGUUGUUCCACUUUCAAGGACCAUACCGUAUAACGAUGGUCCUAUCAGAGCAGUCAUUGAUGUAUACGGUGCCACUAAACGAGUCCGUGUAAUACAAGUAUACAACGUUAAUUCGUUGCAGAGUGCUUGCAGGGAGACUAUUCUGAAGAAUAUCAAAGCAGCAUCCGUAUCAAAAUUACCAUUACCCAAUGCUCUUAAAGAGUAUCUCCUAUAUAAGACUUAA